GAAAGCUGGGAUCGUAGAUGGUCGGUGUAAAAGAGGAUAUGAAGAUGGAACGAAGUAUAGGAGAUGGGGACGCUGCUUCAAAAGCCGCCGCUGCUUCCAAAAACCCAAAUUCCAUAAGCUGCCGUUGCUUCUGAGUCAUCUCUCUGUUCGUGGAGCACCUGCAGAAUUUCCAUGCGUACAUCAUUUUCAAUUUGGGGGUUCUGUUUUUUCUUCUUCUAGUUUCCAUGAUUGCUAUCCAAAAUUGAAAAGUUGGGGGAAAUGGUUGCAUAAGAAGUAAUCGGGGAAGAGGAUUCGCCGCUUCGAUCUAAAAGGGGUAGAGGAUUCGCGUGGGGAAUGGAAAAAUUGGAGAAGAACCCUAAAAUUGAAUUUGGGGAAAAGUUGGGGAAGAUGGGUUGCGCAGAUGAGGAAUAUGAGAGUAUUUUUUUUAAUUUAUAAUUUGUAAUUAUUAAAUAAUUGAAAUAUCUAACGUGUCACUAUUUAUUUAUGUGGCGCUGACGUGUCCGCUGAAUUGGCGCCUCGUCAGUCGACCGUCAAAUAAGUUGACGGUGUUAUUAACGGUGUUAUUAACAACGUUAUAGUUUCUAAUGGAAAUGGCUAUAUCUGCCACGCAACAUCUUUCAAAAGUGGCUAUUAGUGGUAUUUCGCCAAAAGUGGCUAUAAGUGACACAAAGGUGAUAGUUUUGGCUAUGCAAGUGAAUUUUGCCUUUAUUUUAUGGCAUUGGCGGUAAUCAUUUUACCUUCUGGACAUAGGAUUGGAUGGUUUGUGUUUGGGCCUAAAGCAUAUUGGGCCAUCGACCUUAAAACCCGUUUACUGUUUUGAAAAGGAGAAUUUUCUUAGACGCGUUAACAAGCUAGCUAUUGACCUCUCCGAAAUCGCAAACCAAGCCAUAGCCGUCCAUAUCCCAUCCAACGGCUCUUAUUCUCUCGAACCUUCUGGAAUUCCGGCACCCUCCAGCUUUGCCCUACGCUCCCCGCCCCCAAAGCUUAUAAAAUAACAUUGAGCUCUACACCGUGUUCCUCCACUUAGAUCUGAAAGAGAAGCUCGAAAACCCUAAUCGAGCUUUUCAGAUCUACAUUUACUUUCCGUUGUGUUUCUAAGCUUUAUUAGUUAACUUCGUUGUUCUUGUUUCUUCCUCUCCGGCGACGAUAUGGCUAAAGGUGAAGGUCCCGCCAUCGGUAUCGAUCUCGGAACUACAUACUCCUGCGUAGGAGUAUGGCAGCACGACAGGGUCGAGAUCAUCGCCAAUGAUCAGGGUAACAGGACGACUCCGUCCUAUGUUGCCUUCACUGAUACCGAGCGUUUGAUCGGCGAUGCCGCAAAGAAUCAGGUCGCCAUGAACCCCAUCAACACCGUCUUUGACGCAAAGAGGUUGAUUGGGCGGAGAUUCACCGAUGAGUCUGUUAAGAGUGACAUGAAGCUAUGGCCUUUCAAGUUGGUCCCCGGUGCCGGAGACAAGCCCAUGAUUGUUGUCACCUACAAGGGCGAGGAGAAGACCUUUGCCGCUGAGGAGAUUUCUUCCAUGGUGCUCAUCAAGAUGCGUGAGAUUGCAGAGGCCUAUCUUGGCACCACCAUUAAGAAUGCCGUUGUGACAGUUCCAGCUUACUUCAACGAUUCCCAGAGGCAGGCCACCAAGGAUGCCGGAGUUAUUGCUGGUCUCAAUGUUAUGAGAAUCAUCAAUGAGCCUACCGCUGCUGCCAUUGCUUAUGGUCUUGACAAGAAGGCCACAAGUGUUGGGGAGAAGAAUGUGUUGAUCUUUGACCUUGGAGGUGGUACUUUUGAUGUUUCCCUCUUAACAAUUGAAGAGGGUAUCUUUGAAGUGAAGGCAACAGCUGGAGACACUCACCUUGGUGGCGAAGAUUUUGACAACAGAUUGGUGAACCAUUUUGUUCAGGAGUUCAAGAGGAAGAACAAGAAGGAUAUCAGUGGAAACCCCAGAUCACUCAGGAGGUUGAGGACUGCCUGUGAAAGAGCGAAGAGGACCCUCUCAUCCACCGCCCAGACCACCAUCGAGAUUGAUUCCCUCUAUGAGGGUAUUGAUUUCUACUCCACCAUCACCCGUGCCAGAUUUGAGGAGCUCAACAUGGAUCUCUUCAGGAAGUGCAUGGAGCCAGUGGAGAAGUGUUUGAGGGAUGCUAAGAUGGACAAGAGCACUGUCCAUGAUGUUGUCCUCGUCGGUGGAUCGACCAGGAUUCCUAAGGUGCAACAGCUGCUCCAGGACUUCUUCAACGGCAAGGAGCUUUGCAAGAGCAUCAACCCUGAUGAGGCAGUUGCUUAUGGUGCUGCAGUCCAGGCUGCCAUCUUGAGUGGUGAAGGCAAUGAGAAGGUUCAGGAUCUUCUCCUGUUGGAUGUCACUCCUUUGUCCCUUGGUCUCGAGACUGCUGGAGGUGUCAUGACUGUCUUGAUUCAAAGGAACACCACCAUUCCCACCAAGAAGGAGCAGGUAUUUUCCACCUACUCAGACAACCAGCCUGGUGUGCUUAUCCAAGUGUAUGAGGGUGAGAGGGCCAGGACCAAGGACAACAACUUGCUCGGCAAGUUUGAGUUGUCUGGCAUUCCACCAGCACCAAGAGGAGUACCACAGAUCAAUGUGUGCUUCGACAUUGAUGCCAAUGGUAUCCUCAACGUCUCUGCCGAGGAUAAGACCACCGGACAGAAGAACAAGAUCACCAUCACCAACGACAAGGGUAGGUUGUCCAAGGACGAGAUUGAGAAGAUGGUCCAGGAGGCUGAGAAGUACAAGUCUGAGGAUGAGGAGCACAAGAAGAAGGUGGAGGCCAAGAAUGCCGUGGAGAACUACGCCUACAACAUGAGGAACACCAUCAAGGAUGAGAAGAUUGCUGAGAAGCUGGAUGCAGCUGACAAGAACAAGAUUGAGGAUGCCAUCGAGAAGGCCAUCCAGUGGCUGGACAACAACCAGCUCGGUGAGGCUGAUGAGUUCGAGGACAAGUUGAAGGAGCUUGAAGGCAUUUGCAAUCCCAUCAUCGCCAAGAUGUAUUCCGCAGGUGGCGGCCCUGGCAUGCCUGCUGGUGGCAUGGAUGAGGAUGAUGUUCCUCCUUCAGGUGGCAGCGGUGCUGGUCCCAAGAUCGAGGAGGUGGACUAAGUUCUCUGGCUAGAUUCUUUCUCAUGCCUGGGGUUUUUACAAUUAUGAGUCGUUGAAUUUGGAUUUUGUUUUGCUUUUUGCAUUUGGAUAUUGCUGGGGGAGGGUUAAGCGAUUGCAAGCUGGUUAGCUUGCUUAUUUUGAACUGGUACGCUUAUGUUUUUUUUGCAUCAUGAAUGACAUUACCUCCCUUUGCCAAUUCUUUGUGCACUAUUUCUUUUUGGAUGCUUCUAUUCCUUCUUGCCUUGCUACAUUCUGCAACUAGCAACUGUGAUUAGUUUGUCAAAAUUUGGUACUAUCCACCAUCCAGUGUCGUCUGUGCUGUUUCAUAACCCUUGUCCUCUUUUCUUAUUUCUUUAGACCCUCCAGUCGUGCAUCAUCGCGUGGUGAGGCACCGUGAUGAGGUGCCUCUUAACGUGGAGAAUAAAUUGAAAUGGGUUGCACUUCAUGGUUAAGCUAAAAUUGGAGCAUAAGUCAGUGGUUAAGCUAAAUACUGUACGAUUUGGCUAAAAUUGGAGCAUAAGCCAGAGGUUAAGCUAAAUACUAUACGAUCCAAAUCAAACUAUGCAUGCAUGUUCGAAAUGAUCUUUUAAUUUAGUCAAGUACAUGAAAAGGUGAACCAAUAACUGAUGAAAAAUUUAUUUUUUCCUUAACACACUAAUCUAGGUUAAUACCUUAUUUUGGCCUGAACUAUGACCAUAUAAUCAACUUUGGCUCGUGGUUUCAGAGAUUAACAUCUUGUCCUCAACUGACAACUAUGCAGCAUAUUGACUCAUUGACCCGACACAUGGUUUGACCAUUAAUUUGGAAGGUCCGUUGACCGUUAGUUAACACGCCAUGUCAUUGUCUCGUCAACCUAAAAAUUAUUAUAAAAUUCAAAUUCAAAUUAUUUUUCUAAUUUCUAUUAUUUAUCAUUUUCAAAUUAAACAAAAAAUAAAAUAUUCAAUUUAUUUUAUAAUUUUAAUUUAUUGGUUAAUUUGAUAAUGAUAAAUAAUAUAAAUUAGGAAAAUAAUUUGAAUUUGAAUAUUUUUAAUGAUUUUUAUGCUGACAAGGCAAUGACAUGGCGUGUUGACUAACAGUCAAUGGUUUUGACCGUCCAAAUUGACUGUCAACCCAUGUGUCGGGCCAAUUGAGUCAAUAUGUUGUAUAAUUGAGGCUAGGAUGUUAAUUUCUGAAACCACAUGCCAAAGUUGAUUAUAUGGUCAUAGUUUAGACUCAAAUAAAGUAUUAAACCUUAAUUCUAACAUGUAUGUACAAUUUUAAUACCCUAAAUCCAAGUAAAUGUUUGAGUAACCCAACUUGUACCAGGCGUCAUUCUCAUUAACACAAUGUCAUAUGGAGACACGAUCAUUUAUACUCUUUGACAGAGUGUGUUUGUGAAAUUAGGGUUGAGACUUGGGUCCCGAUGUGGAGUUUGGAGAAUGUUCAAGUGAAUUAAUUGGGAAGUGGACCGAGUCCACAGUCUAAAACAAAUUAUAACAAGUAGUCAAAACAUCAUAUAAUACAGAUCAUUCUUAGCAGUCUAUUGUUCAAACCAAAUAGUGAUCUAGUUUGGUUUGUGAUUUUCUUAACAAUUUGGUUUAUUUUUCCUACUCUAUAGAAAAGAUUCUCUCGUGUGAGGAAAUUUAUUUGCAUGAGACAGAAAGAUCAUUAGCUAAUCUAAAAUGGUACAACUUAUCGGGUAUACUCUUGAAACACUUAGGAGUGCUAACCCUAAAUCAACAUAAUAAUAGAGUUAUGUGCUUACCAAAUAGAGUGGUUGGAAUUUAAACACAAAAUACCUAAAUCAUUAAAGAUUGAUAUCAUAUAAAUAGUAACCAAUUAA
Molecule: messenger RNA, 4923 nt
Organism: Linum trigynum
Lineage: Eukaryota; Viridiplantae; Streptophyta; Magnoliopsida; Malpighiales; Linaceae
Source: the annotation of a GenBank genome assembly